CUUCAGGCUGCAGCGGUCUUUCAGAGAACAUCCACCGGGUUGUUACCGUUAACAGCAGCGUUAUUACUAUUUAAACUCACGGAAACUGUCAAGUUUCUGCGUUGUAACUGGCUUUCAAGAAAGUUUAUGCCUGACGCUGAUGGUUAAUUCGUGUCCAGCAGCUCACGGAGCAGGCUAGUGUGCGGCUGCUGCUAGCUAGCUAGGCUGCUAGUGUCGUCGCGGUAAGAGUCAUCGUUAGUGAACGCUGUGAUCGUUACAAAUAACAAUCCGUUAUCUGUCAUAAUAAGCUAAACUUUGAUAAAAAGACCAGAAUGAAUGUCCCGAAAAGUGGUUACCGCGUGUUUUCUGCAAACUCCUCCGCAGCAUGCACAGAACUGGCCAAGAAGAUAACAGAGCGACUGGGAGUUGAAUUGGGAAAAUCUGUAGUUUUUCAAGAAUCUAACAGAGAAACAAGAGUGGAUGUAAAGGAGUCGGUUCGGGGACAGACUAUCUUCAUCAUCCAGACUAUACCAAGAGAUGUCAACACAGCCAUCAUGGAGCUGCUCGUUAUGGCCUACGCCCUCAAGACAUCCUGUGCCAAGAACAUCAUCGGAGUCAUCCCGUACUUUCCCUACAGCAAGCAGUGCAAGAUGAGAAAGAGGGGCUCCAUCGUGUGCAAGCUGUUAGCCUCAAUGUUAGCAAAAGCAGGCUUAACGCACAUCAUCACCAUGGACUUGCAUCAGAAGGAGAUCCAGGGCUUCUUCAGCUUCCCAGUGGAUAACCUGCGAGCCUCCCCGUUUUUGAUCCAGUACAUCCAAGAAGAGAUUCCUGAUUAUAGAAAUGCAAUAAUUGUGGCAAAGUCACCUGCUGCUGCCAAAAGGGCUCAGUCGUAUGCAGAAAGGCUCCGUCUGGGACUGGCUGUCAUUCACGGCGAGGCUCAGUGUUCAGAGUCCGACAUGGCCGACGGAAGACACUCCCCGCCGUGUGUACGCAACACCACCGGACACACCGGGCUGGAGCUACCCCCAGGCAAACAACAAGCUCCGUUCCCCGGCAUAGAGCUUCCAAUAAUGAUGGCCAAGGAGAAGCCUCCCAUUACUGUUGUUGGAGACGUGGGUGGAAGAAUUGCCAUCAUAGUGGAUGACAUUAUAGAUGAUGUAGGAGAUUUUGUGGCAGCUGCAGAAAUCCUGAAAGAGAGAGGCGCCUAUAAGAUCUACAUUAUGGCCACACAUGGUCUGUUGUCCGCUGACGCACCGCGGCUCAUUGAGGAGUCCGCCAUUGACGAGGUGGUGGUGACCAACACGGUGCCUCACGAAGUCCAGAAGCUCCAGUGUCCGAAAAUCAAGACCGUGGACGUCAGCAUGAUCCUGGCCGAGGCCAUCCGCCGGAUCCACAACGGCGAGUCCAUGGCUUACCUGUUCCGCAACAUCACAGUGGACGACUAGACGGCGCCAGAGCGCCGCCUCGGCUCGCAGUGUCUUCUUCAUGUCAUGUUUAAUGUAGAGUGGAUGUGAGAAUUAUAUGUAUCCCGAUUUAAUUUAAUAAGAUCUAAAUAUCUGUAAAUUAAACAGUGCUAUUUAUCCUCGAACAAAAGAUGUUAACGCGUAGGUCUUGUGUGGAGAUGGAAAAUGACAAGAGGUUUCGACUCAUUCCUCGUCUUGCCGCUCCGACUCUUAAAUGAACAAAAUAUGCUGCAGUACCUCGAACCUCACGGCCGAACUUAAUCUGCAAAAAAGGAGAUAUAUAACGAGUUUGGUUCGUGCUUUACCCGAAACUCUAUUCAGAGCUGCUCGGGCAUUGUGAUUCCUUUCUGUGCAUGUGAAGAGGCACGUUGCUUCAAAAACUCCAGUUUCUCAGCAACUCCCUUUUUUUUUUUCUUUCUUUUUUUUUUUUUUUUCACCUUUUAUAGGAAUGUCAAAUGUUCCAUUUGAAUUCAGAAGUUCAGUAUCCGCACAAACACGUUUUAUAUUGUAUUUAUUAAGCAAUCAGUUUGUCUAAUAUGUUCCUCAGUAGAGACUUCCUAAAACUUGGGUCUGAAAUUGAGUUGUUUACAUCAUAAUAUACUUGUUUUUGUUUUAUUUUUUUUCUAGCUCCACUGUGCAGACCAACGUCUGUGGAAGUAGAAAAUAUUCUUUUAUGGAAAGUGUUAAAAUAAGUAGCGUGCAGCUGCUUCAGGUCACAGGCAGGCUGUUUCCUGUACGUAUAGGAUAGAUGGUUACUCUGUUACCUUAACACAACAUAGUAAUGCAAAAAUUUAGAGUUCUGUUUGACUCUCUGCAGGUUUUAGCCAGUUUACGUCCAAUUAAAAAGCAACCAGCUUGAGUUUCUCAUCCCAGUAUUGAUCCAUGCUUUCAGAGCUUUUGGCCGUUUUCUGGACUACUUAUAGUAAAUUAUCAAACCUGUGGAGGCAGUAGAACGGGUUGACAUCGAUCUCCAGGUGGCUUUAGUGUCCUGCUAUAGGAACUGGUAGAAUCCAUUCAUUCGCACCUUUUUGUUGAUCGAAGGAAAACCUAAUUUUUUUGUUCUCUUUUUUUUUUUUGUUUGUUUGUUUGUUUGAGCUUUCUGCUCAGGGAAGUAUACUUUCAGCCAAUGCACAAUUAUUUGCCUGUUUCUUAGGAAGAGGUUGUUUAUGUUGCACAUUAAUGGAAACGAGGAUGUGAAUGUCUUCCGUCCAGUUCAGCCACAGAUGUCAGGUUUUCACCGGGGAGCUGAAGACGGGCACAGUGGUGUCAAAUGGGAACCCGGCAGGAUAUAAAUGCUGUUGCUUUUAGCUGAAAUUGUCGCGUUUCAUGGAUGUCUUGGAUGUGUUGAGUGCUCUCUCGUUGCCGUCACCCCCGCUGUCUUGCUCCUCUGCGUCUGUAACUGUGUAUGAAAAUAAAACGGUCGCCUCCUUUUGUGCUUCGGCUCUGCCAAACGUGACGAUAUGCGUGAAUGACUUUGUGUUUAUGCAAUUUGUGCUCCUUUAAUGUCAGAUUUAUUAGUUUUAGACUGCAAUAAAAACCAUAUUC
Salarias fasciatus (jewelled blenny) is the source of this 2987-nucleotide messenger RNA. RefSeq names its product phosphoribosyl pyrophosphate synthetase-associated protein 2 (gene prpsap2). Gene Ontology annotation, molecular function: ribose phosphate diphosphokinase activity; magnesium ion binding; ATP binding. Lineage: Eukaryota; Metazoa; Chordata; Actinopteri; Blenniiformes; Blenniidae. The transcript is spliced from 11 exons. The record is from RefSeq and is a predicted model, not a curated record. Gene Ontology annotation, biological process: purine nucleotide biosynthetic process; 5-phosphoribose 1-diphosphate biosynthetic process. Bases 312 to 1424 code for a protein of 370 amino acids. Gene Ontology annotation, cellular component: ribose phosphate diphosphokinase complex; cytoplasm.